AUGUCUGCACCAUCAGACGGGCCUGGGCGUCCUGUAAUCGAUUCACAGCAAGACCUCCCUCAACUCACGACCACAUUACCAAGUCCCUCGACCUCCCAAUCACGAAACAGACAGCUUGAUGAUCGUUCUCCUACAUCCCCAACUGAGCCUGUACCUGUAGGAGGGGGUGUUGUUGUCGGACUGACUCAUGGGAGCUCCCCUAAAACUACUCGGAUUUGUGGAAAGUGUCAGGGUCCUUUAACAGGUCAAUUUGUGCGUGCUCUUGGCGGAACAUUUCACUUGGAUUGUUUUAAAUGCAGGGACUGCGGAGUAACAGUAGCCUCCAAGUUUUUCCCCGUGGACGAGGAGGAAGGAGAAGGCCAAUAUCCGCUGUGCGAAACGGAUUAUUUCAGACGCCUAGACCUUCUUUGCCAUGAAUGUGGUGGGGCGCUAAGGGGCUCAUACAUUACUGCCCUAGAACGGAAAUACCAUAUUGAGCAUUUUACAUGUUGUGUUUGUCCAACAGUGUUUGGGCCACAGGAUUCCUACUAUGAGCAUGACGGCAAAGUUUACUGCCAUUACCACUACUCAACCCAAUUUGCAGCCCGGUGCAACGGAUGCCAAACCGCAAUUCUAAAGCAAUUUGUGGAAAUUUUUCGGAAUGGACAGAAUCAACACUGGCACCCGGAGUGCUAUAUGAUACAUAAGUUUUGGAAUGUUCGGCUUGCGCCUCAGGAAACCGGGGAACCAAAGUCGCCAUCUGUAGAGGACCCCUCAACUCAGAGGCGCUCAUUGGUUCGGGAUGCCGAAGAGAAAAUGGAAGACAAAGUCUACCGUAUCUGGAGUGUAUUAUCAUCUUUCGAAGAAUCUUCUGCAGCAUGUAUUAGUGACAUGCUUUUACAUGUCUCUAAUGGAGCAUAUGUAGACGGCGUGUUCGUGGCUGAAAAGUUCAUUUGGCAUGUCGAAAUACUUUUCGGUUCCGCAGAUAACUUGGAUGCUCAAUUCAGUGGCAUGUCAGUGAAGGGUUUGUCUUACUCCAGAGAAGCGAAGCUACUGUGUAAGAAGAUAGUUGCGUUUUUUAGUCUUCUCUCGAAAACUCAAGAAACCGGUGUAAGAAAGCUCGGUGUUACACAAGAGCUAUUAUCGCUUGUUACCGGCCUUGCACAUUACCUGAAGCUACUGAUACGGAUCACUCUGCAAGGCUCCUUAAGAUUGGAACGAGAGCACAACAACAUUGAUGCUUUAAGGUUGUUUCUUGAAGAGCUAUCUGACUUAGAGUCCACCAAAGAACCAAAACAAUCUCUUGAAUCGACGCAGGGAUUGUCGGAAAACCUAGCAGAUCAGCAUUCUGAUCUCUGUACCGUUUGCCGCACCACCAUUGAGGAGGAGUGUGCCAAAUUUGAUGAUAAGAGGUGGCACAUGAGUUGCCUAGCAUGUUCAAACUGUAAGCGGGAAUUGAGGGGCCAUCUUGACGAGACCACGUGGUUUGAAGCAGAGCAAUGUGUUUUCUGCACCAGUUGUGCCUCUCAAGUAUCGGACACCCGUGGGCCAUUUGAGCGUGUAACACGCUUAAAACAAUACGUCUAUCUUCUACGUGUGGCACUUGCCCGGCUGUUACUGAGACUUAGGCAAGGAGGGACACUCCCGCAUACAUCAGAUGACCCCAAUCUCCGGAGUUACGAUUCCAGUGAGGGUCAUAAGCUUGGUAAUAUUGAACCUCCGCUACUUCGAUCAGAUACGCGGUCAAAGUCAUAUAGUGGGGAACGUGGGGAACGCGGGGAACAAACUGAAGCCUACACCAACACGAUAAACGACAUUCGUAGGUUACGAUCGACCCGCCUAGACCGGCAACUUGGAAGUUCGGCGAAGAAAGCCCGUCAGUCCCGAAUAAUUGAAGGGCCGGAGGCAGACAGUGUGCGACCAGGAUCCUCAGAUGGACACCAAGUUGAUAGGCGCCGUAAUACAGGGCAAUUCCACAUAGUUGAGGACAGGGAAUAUAAUGGAGAUGAGCAGGAGGCUCGUACUUUUGGCGAUGAUAAAGUGCUAACCCUUGACGAUAUACCGCGAAUUGUUGCCGCUGAGCAAGCCCGGGAACAACGGCCAAACGCGUUCAAGCACCACCGGCCCAAUCCAUAUGGAGAAGCGGAUGGACCAGGUCAGCCAAAACUUGUUAAUGGGCAUCAAAGAGAUCUCUCAGUUGACAAAUUACGAGAUAUGGGAAGCCAACAAGAACCUCCGCCACCACCAGUUAGGACAAAAAGAUAUUUUUCGGAACUCUCUGCAAUCGAUUAUUUUAUCGUACGACAUAUUGCAGUUCUUUCAAUGGAACCAUUGGUGGAAGGUCAUUUUAAUUUGGAGGAACUGUUAGGACUGAUAGAGACCAACAAGAAGACAUUUUGGGGGAAAUUCGGAAAGGCAUUCCAACCAGUUGAUAAGAAAAAGGGUGCCAAAAAGAAAGGUGUUUUUGCCGCCGUAGUCAGGAAAAUCAUGUCAAACAAGAAGCUUACAAAAACACUAGGUGUCUUUGGCGUGGCGCUAGACGUGCUAGUCGAGCGAGACGGCGCCGAAUCGAGCAUGGGUGUUGGCCCCGGAACUUUACGAAUACCUCAAAUAUUAGACGAUGCCGUGGUGGCUAUGCGUCAAAUGGAUAUGUCUGUCGAGGGUGUUUUCCGAAAGAAUGGCAAUAUUAGAAAGCUUAAAGAACUUGCGGACCAAAUAGAUCGGAGUGAGACUCAAGUAGAGAUGAGCGGCUGGGGCCCUGUCCAAAUAGCAGCGCUUUUGAAAAAGUUUCUAAGAGAAUUACCGGAUCCGUUACUAACAUUCAAGCUCCAUCGUUUGUUCGUGGCUUCUCAAAAAAUCAUGGAUGAAGAGAAGAAACGUCGUAUACUUCACCUCACAUGUUGCUUGCUUCCCAAAAGCCACAGAGAUACUAUGGAAAUCCUUUUUUCUUUCCUAAAUUGGGCUGCGUCAUUCUCUCACAUUGAUGAAGAGUCUGGAAGUAAGAUGGACGUUCACAACCUAUCUACUGUUAUCACACCGAAUAUUCUAUACUCCCAAAAGAAAGAAGCUGGCAUGGACGAUAGUUUUCUAGCUAUUGAAGCGGUACACACACUAAUAGCAUGUAACGAGACUAUGUGCGAGGUUCCUGAGGACUUAUUAUCAAUACUGAACGACUCCAAUCUUUUUGCCAACGGCGCGGAUGUUACAACUAAAGAUAUUUUGAAACGAUAUGGUGACCUUAUUAAUAGGCCGGCUCCCGGAAGAACUCCUCAAACUACCAGUUCACCACCAAGGUCUAAGGAUGGUAGAGCCCCAACAACCCCCGUCUUCCAUCGUGUGGAUACCGAUCCAUCUCAAAAUGUUGCGAUCCAAAAAGAAUCUUCAGUUAGACAUGUUGUGGUAAUCCUAACCAGUACCACCGAGGGCACGGUCGUGGGAAUUCCGGUUCAAGCCAGGAGGGCGAUAUUGGUCAGAACACCAUUCAGAAUGGCCAUGGUGGCCAGAAUGGUCCUAACGGCCCGAACCAUCAUGGCGUCCUUCAUCAUCCCCCAAAUGGUCAGAAUCAAACUCAAUGGGGUAAUCGACAAGGCCAACAAGGUCAAAAUCAUUCGAGCCAAAAUCAUCAAGGCCGUCAACCGCAGCAACAAGGCACUAUGGGUGUUACUGGCUUAA
This is a messenger RNA of Morchella sextelata, 3651 nucleotides long. RefSeq lists its product as uncharacterized. The coding region runs from base 1 to 3651 and encodes 1216 amino acids. NCBI's taxonomy places the organism in Eukaryota, Fungi, Ascomycota, Pezizomycetes, Pezizales, Morchellaceae. The transcript has 10 exons. The record is from RefSeq and is a predicted model, not a curated record. Gene Ontology annotation, biological process: signal transduction; actin cytoskeleton organization. Gene Ontology annotation, cellular component: cytoplasm.